Molecule: messenger RNA, 1031 nt
Organism: Symsagittifera roscoffensis
Lineage: Eukaryota; Metazoa; Xenacoelomorpha; Acoela; Convolutidae
Product: 14-3-3 protein beta/alpha-A-like
Exons: 1
Coding region: 92-871 (259 amino acids)
Biological process (GO): signal transduction; intracellular protein localization
Cellular component (GO): cytoplasm
Source: RefSeq, a predicted model, not a curated record
UCCGAAUUUCAAAAGAUAUUUUUUUUCCAGAUAACCCAUGAUUACAAAUUGAGUAUUUUCAUCUCAAAUUGUGGUCAAAUUUUUCUUCAUAAUGGAUCGUGAUCAGUUAGUGCAGAAAGCCAUCUUAGCCGAACAGGCUGAUCGAUUUGAAGACAUGGCUGAAUUCAUGAAAGGGGCCAUAAAACUCAUGGACGAUUCCGCAACUACAACGCCAGAAGAACGAAAUCUGCUUUCGGUAGCCUACAAAAACGCAGUCGGGUCACGAAGAGCUGCUUGGAGAGUCAUUUCGAAUAUCGAAGAGCGGCAAGUGGCUGGUAUAAACUCACAAGUUAUGAAAAAUUAUCGCGAGCAGGUUGAAAAAGAGCUGGAAGAACUUUGCGUUGAAGUCUUGGACCUUGUUGAAAAUCACCUUGUUCCGAAUGCGGAGAAAAAGUUGAAAGAAGAAUCUCAGAAAGAUUCCUCUGAAUUAGUUGUUAGUCUUGUUUUCUAUCUUAAAAUGAAAGGCGACUAUCAUAGGUAUUCGGCCGAAAUUAAAAGCGACGAAAGUGAUCCCGAAAAUAACUCAUCUACUCAGAAAGCGGCAGAAGCUUAUAAACAAGCAGCGGAGCAUGCUUCCAAGCUAAAUGCCACACAUCCUGUGAGGCUGGGCCUAUUUCUAAACUACUCCGUAUUUCAAUACGAGAUCUUAAAGCGACCACAAGAUGCUUGUGAGUUGGCAAAACAAGCAUUUGAUGACGCCAUUGCGUACUUGGACAAUGUCGGAGAAGAUAGUUAUAAAGACGCGACACUCAUCAUGCAGUUGCUGCGAGACAAUUUAACUCUGUGGGCAUCUGAACAAAGUGAGGAAACAGAAAAACAAGAAGAAAAUUGAGUGUCGUUAAGUCGACGGGAUAAAACACCGUGUAUAGACUUUACUAUGGGCAAUAAUCAUCUUCUAUAAAGAUAGCUUUUGUUAUACAUCCUAGUUCAAAUUACCAUUUUGUAAAUUUCUGUAGUAUAAUUUCUUACAAAUUUAAAUGCGUUUUUUAAAA